UCCGCUACAGCAGGAAGAUGGCGACGGACGGCGCGAGCUGCGAGCCCGACUUGUCCCGCGCCCCGGAGGACGCGGCGGGGGCCACGGCGGAGGCGGCGAAAAGAGAGUUUGAUGUGGACACCCUCAGUAAAUCAGAGCUGCGGAUGCUCCUCAGCGUGAUGGAAGGGGAGCUGGAGGCCAGAGACCUUGUCAUCGAGGCCCUGAGGGCUCGCAGGAAGGAGGUGUUUAUCCAGGAACGGUAUGGGAGAUUUAAUUUAAAUGACCCUUUCUUGGCACUCCAGAGAGACUAUGAAGCAGGUGCUGGUGACAAAGAGAAGAAGCCAGUUUGUACCAACCCCCUCACCAUUCUUGAAGCAGUCAUGGCCCACUGCAGAAAAAUGCAAGAAAGGAUGUCCACACAGUUGGCUGCUGCUGAGAGUAGACAAAAGAAGCUAGAGAUGGAAAAACUUCAGCUACAAGCCCUUGAGCAAGAACACAAGAAGUUGGCGGCCCGCCUUGAGGAGGAGCGGAGCAAGAACAAGCAAGUGGUCCUCAUGCUUGUGAAGGAGUGCAAACAGCUCUCGAGCAAAGUCAUAGAGGAGGCCCAGAGACUGGAAGAAGUAAUGGGCAAACUAGAGGAGGAAAAGAAGAAAACAAAUGAGUUAGAAGAGGAGCUCUCAGCUGAGAGACGAAGAAGCACAGAAAUGGAAGCUCACAUGGAAAAACAACUCUCUGAGUUUGAUACUGAACGGGAGCAGCUUCGUGCCAAGCUGAACCGAGAAGAGGCACAUACCACUGACCUCAAAGAGGAGAUAGACAAGAUGAAAAAAAUGAUUGAGCAACUGAAAAGGGGAAAUGACAGCAAACCAAGCCUCUCUCUCCCACGGAAGACAAAAGAUAGGCGUUUGGUUUCCAUAUCUGUGGGGACAGAAGGACUUGUGACAAGGUCUGUUGCUUGCCAGACAGACCUAGUGACAGAAAGCACUGACCAUGUGAAAAAGUUGCCUUUGACUGUACCUGUAAAGCCUUCCACAGGGAGCUCCCUAGUUUCCACAAAUGCAAAAGGGAAUGUGUGCACCAAUUCUUCACUGGUCAGACCAAGUAUUGACAGGCAGGCUUCCCAGGGUGACUUGAUUGGCUCCUCUCUACCUACUCCCCCACCUCUAAGUACAAGGAAAGUUGAGGAAAAUGGACCAAGCACUGACUCAACACCUGAUCUAACAAGUAGCACACCUCCAGUUCCCAGUAGUGCUGUCCCUCCCACCACUCAGGCACCAAGCAUAGCUCCCCAGAACUACUCACAAGCUCCUCCUAUGCACAGUUUACAUUCACCAUGUGCCAAUGCAUCUUUGCAUCCAGGUCUCAACCCACGAAUCCAAGCAGCUAGAUUUAGAUUUCAGGGCAAUGCUAAUGACCCAGACCAAAAUGGAAAUACUACCCAGAGCCCUCCAGCAAGAGAUGUCUCUCCUACAAGUCGUGACAACUUAGUGGCCAAACAACUAGCUCGGAAUACUGUGACCCAAGCACUGUCAAGAUUUACAAGCCCUCAAGCAGGUGCUCCCCCUAGGUCUGGAGUGUCCCCAACAGGGGAUAUUGGCACCUACCCUCCAGUUGGUCGGACCAGUUUAAAGACUCCUGGUGUAGCACGAGUUGACAGAGGAAAUCCUCCUCCUAUCCCACCAAAAAAGCCAGGGCUCUCCCAAACCCCUUCUCCACCACACCCCCAACUCAAGGUUAUUAUGGAUAGCAGCAGAGCCUCAAAUGCAGGGGCCAAAGUUGAUAACAAAGUUGUGGCUUCGCCUCCCUCCAGUUUGCCACAAGGGAACAGGGUAAUAAAUGAGGAGAACCUCCCUAAAUCAUCCACCCCUCAGCUGCCACCAAAACCAUCCAUAGAUUUAACUGUGGCACCUGCAGGCUGUGCCAUUUCAGCCCUGGCCACGUCUCAGGUGGGUGCCUGGCCUGCUGAAACCCCUGGACUGGACCAACCUGCAUGUUCAGACAGCUCCCUUGUCAUUCCCACCACCAUUACCUUUUGCUCUUCCAUAAACCCUGUUAGUGCCUCAUCCCGGAGGCCAAGUGCCUCAGACAGCCUCCUGGUAACAGCAUCAGGCUGGUCACCCUCCCUAACCCCUUUGCUAAUGAGUGGUGGUCCUGCCCCCCUGGCUGGCAGGCCCACCCUUCUUCAGCAAGCUGCUGCCCAGGGAAAUGUCACUUUAUUAUCAAUGCUGCUUAAUGAAGAAGGACUGGACAUUAAUUACUCCUGUGAAGAUGGCCAUUCUGCCUUGUAUUCUGCUGCUAAGAAUGGACAUACAGACUGUGUGAGAUUGCUGCUGAAUGCAGAAGCCCAAGUCGAUGCUGCUGAUAAAAAUGGCUUCACACCCUUGUGUGCUGCAGCUGCUCAGGGACAUUUUGAGUGUGUAGAAUUACUAGUUUCAUAUGAUGCUAAUACUAAUCACGCUGCUGCUGGAGGACAGACACCUCUAUUCCUGGCCUGUAAAAAUGGAAAUAAAGAAUGUAUCAAACUCCUGUUAGAAGCUGGCACUGAUCGAAGUGUAAAAACCAGUGAUGGGUGGACACCAGUUCACGCAGCUGUGGAUACUGGUAAUGUGGACAGCGUCAAGCUUCUGAUGUACCAUAGAGCACCAGCUCAUGGAAGUGCUUUGAGUGAAGAGGAGCCAGAGGCAGGUUUCUUUGCCUCAGAUCGAGAAGAGAGCCCUGAAGGCACAUCCAAGCCUGUGGUUUCUGCAGACCUCAUUAACCAUGCUGACAGAGAAGGCUGGACUGCUGCCCAUAUUGCUGCUUCAAAAGGUUUUAAGAACUGCCUAGAAAUCUUGUGUAGGCAUGGAGGGCUCGAGCCAGAAAAGAGAGACAAGUGCAAUCGGACAGUGCACGAUGUGGCCACUGAUGACUGCAAGCAUUUGCUGGAGAAUCUGAAUGCUCUUAAAAUACCUUUAAGGAUUUCUGUGGGUGAGAUUCAACCAGGCAGUGAUGGUUCUGAGGACUUUGAAUGCGAAAACACAAUAUGUACUUUAAAUAUCCGCAAACAGACAUCAUGGGAUGAUUUUUCAAAAGCAGUGAGUCAAGCUCUGACAAAUCAUUUCCAAGCAGUCUCUUCUGAUGGAUGGUGGAGUCUGGAAGACAUGACAUUUAAUAACACCACUGACUCCAUCAUUGGCCUCGGUGCAAGCAGUGUACGAUCCAUCAUACUAGGAAAUAUACCGUGGCCAGCUGGUCAGAGCUUCACCCAGUCCCCGUGGGAUUUCAUCAGAAAGAAUAAGGCGGAGCAGGUCACUGUGCUUUUGUCAGGUCCCCAAGAAGGCUGCCUCAGUAGUGUGACUUACACAUCCAUGAUCCCUCUUCCAAUGCUGCAGAACUACCUUAGACUGGUCGAGCAGUAUCAUAAUGUCAUUUUCCAUGGCCCAGAAGGAAGCUUGCAAGACUACAUAGCACAUCAACUUGCACUCUGCAUGAAGCAUAGACAAAUGGCUGCAGGAUUCUCCUGUGAAAUAGUGAGAGCAGAAGUGGAUGCUGGUUUCUCUAAGGAACAACUGGUUGACCUGUUCAUCAGUAGCGCUUGUCUGAUCCCAAUGAAGCAAUGUCCCGUUAAGAAGAAAAUCAUCAUCAUCUUAGAGAAUUUGGAAAAAUCUUCACUGUCUGAGUUACUGGGGGACUUUCUGGCACCACUUGAAAACCGGAGCACUGAUUGCCCAUGUACUUUCCAAAAAG
Molecule: messenger RNA, 3705 nt
Organism: Castor canadensis (American beaver)
Lineage: Eukaryota; Metazoa; Chordata; Mammalia; Rodentia; Castoridae
Gene: Cttnbp2
Product: cortactin binding protein 2
Biological process (GO): RNA processing
Molecular function (GO): RNA binding; protein binding; RNA nuclease activity
Source: RefSeq, a predicted model, not a curated record